Messenger RNA from Maudiozyma saulgeensis, 1548 nucleotides. Lineage: Eukaryota; Fungi; Ascomycota; Saccharomycetes; Saccharomycetales; Saccharomycetaceae. The record is from the annotation of a GenBank genome assembly.
AUGUCGAAUCCAACACCCGAAGAACGUACCCAAGCGUUAAAGUUUAAAGAUGAAGGUAAUGCUUUUGUCAAAAAACAAGAUUUCUCAAAUGCCGUAAAAUCUUAUUCAAAAGCUAUUGAACUAGACUCUACUGUAUCAAUUUUCUACUCCAACAGAGCCUUCGCUGAAUUGAAGUUAGACAAUUUCCAAACAUGUAUGACUGAUUGUACUGAAGCGAUUAAACUAGAUUCUCAAAACGUAAAAGCAUAUCAUAGACGUGGGUUGUCAUAUGUUGGUCUAUUGGAGUUUAGAAAAGCUAAGAAGGAUCUGGACAUAGUGUUAAAGGCAAAACCUGGCGAUGCCACUGCUACUAAUGCAUUGAAAAUCUGUGAAAAGUUUAUUAGAGAAGAAAGGUUCAGAAAAGCAAUUGGUGGUGGUGCUGAUGAUGAAGCCAGACACAAGAUAUGCCAACUUGUUCCAUUGAAUUCAUUCGAUGCUAAUGCAGAUUUGCAAAACUAUGAUGGACCUAAAUUAGAGUUUGAACAAUUGACAAAUGAGAAGAACGAAAAUUGUGGUAUUGAAAUUAAGAAUAUGUCACAAGAUUUUAUUACAAAGAUGGUAAAUGAUCUUUUCUUGCAAGGUAAGACUUUACCUAAAAAAUAUGCAGCAGCAAUUGUGUCUCACGCAGAAAGAUUGUUCCGUAACGAACCAACAUUAAUUGAACUUGAAAAUGAGAAGGCUAAUAAAAAUGUCAAAAUAUCUAUCUGUGGUGAUACUCACGGUCAAUUUUACGACGUUCUUAAUAUUUUUAAGAAAUAUGGUAAAGUAGGACCUGAUCACACCUAUUUGUUCAAUGGUGAUUUUGUAGACCGUGGGUCAUGGUCCUGUGAAGUAGCUUUAUUGUACUAUUCUUUGAAAAUUUUAUUUCCAACUUCAUUUUAUUUAAAUAGAGGUAAUCACGAAACAGAAAAUAUGAAUAAAAUGUACGGGUUUGAAGAUGAAUGUAAAUAUAAAUAUUCAAAUAAAAUAUUCGAAAUGUUUUCUCAAAGUUUCGAAACUUUACCAUUAGCCACUAUAGUGAACGGUAAUUAUAUUAUUAUGCACGGUGGGUUACCAAGUGAUCCAACUUCCACAAUCGAUGACAUAAGGAAAAUUGAUAGAUUUGCUCAACCACCAAGGGAGGGUCUUUUCAUGGAAUUAUUAUGGUCUGAUCCACAAACUGCCGAUGGUUUGGGUCCAUCUCAAAGAGGUCUUGGUUUCUCUUUCGGUCCAGAUAUUACUGCUAAAUAUUUAGAGAGAAAUAAUCUUCGUAAGGUGUUUAGAUCCCAUGAAGUCAGAAUGGGAGGUAUAUUCUUCGAACAUAACAAGAAACUUGCCACUGUAUUUAGUGCUCCUAAUUACUGUGAUUCCCAAAACAACAAAGGUGCUAUUAUCCAUGUUGUACCUGGUAAAGGUAAAGCUGGCGAAUACAACAAUGAUGAUGAAGAUUUGCUGAUCGAGAUAUUCGAAGCUGUAAAACAUCCUGACAUUAAACCAAUGGCAUAUUCCAACGGUGGUAUGGGAUUUUAA